GCUCAGUGUAAAUAUGCUCCUGUUGACUGACAGAGAAUUAAUUUCUUUGAGUGUGGAAGGUUAGAGGAGAAGAAGGCCAGGUCACCGCUUUGUUUUAAAUCUGCAUUCUCACCACCGUCCAGCAAAAGGGGCGUAUGAUUCUACAGAAGUUAAAACCCUCCUCCCUGUCAGAUGAUUUCAGUAAACAUUUUCCUCACGAGUUUAUGGUCUCAAUCACUAGUCUUCUUCAACACAGCAUGAUGUUCAUUUAGUAAAUUAUGGCCCAAUUAGAGAGAGCAGGAAGGGGGGAAGGGUUAGUGCGGGGCUACCUGUGAUUGACAGGUUGUUACCAUGGUGAUGCUUCAAUAUGAAGCAGGAGCACUUCAAUAUGGUUGAUGGAUGGAGGUUGUCUCAGCGGAUGAAUGAGUGUAGAUGAAUGGAUGACGUGUGGCUGUAUGUGUCUCCUCCCCCUCUGAUUCUACUUAAAGAGGGAUUAUGACUGAGCUGCACACACACACACACACACACACACACUCACACACACACACACACACACACACACACACACACACACACACACACACACACUCUGUACAGUGAGUGGAGGCAGUCGGAGCUCUCAGGCUCAGUAGAGCAGGAUUUUUCAGGAUAUUUUCAGGAUUCUUUGGGGGGAUAUUUUUAGUUUUAAUUUCCUGGAUACUUUAAGUAUUCUUUCUCCAGUUUUCUCCGUCUGAGGUGAGCCAGCUCCGGAUGAUCAGUCAUGGGGGAGUGGACCAUCCUGGAGCGUCUCCUGGAGGCGGCGGUCCAACAGCACUCCACCAUGAUCGGCAGGAUCCUGCUGACGGUGGUGGUGAUCUUCAGGAUCCUGGUCGUGGCGAUUGUUGGAGAGACGGUCUAUAAUGACGAGCAGUCCAUGUUCGUUUGUAACACCCUACAGCCUGGAUGUAACCAGGCCUGCUACGACCAGGCCUUCCCCAUCUCACACAUCAGGUACUGGGUGUUCCAGAUCAUCAUGGUUUGCUGCCCUAGCCUCUGCUUCAUCACCUACUCCGUGCACCAGUCUGCCAAGCAGAAGGAACGUGGCUACUCCAGCGUAUACCUGUCUCUGGACAGAGACAACGACCCCAAGAGGGACAACAGCAAAAAGAUCAAGAACACCAUCGUGAACGGCGUCCUGCAGAAUACAGAGAACUCCAACAAGGAGGCGGAGCCCGACUGCCUGGAGGUCAAAGACAUCCCCAACCCCCCACUGAGGAACACCAAGUCUAAGAUGAGGCGGCAGGAGGGCAUCUCCAGAUUCUACAUCAUCCAGGUGGUGUUCAGGAACGCCCUGGAGAUUGGCUUCCUGGUGGGUCAGUACUUCCUGUAUGGAUUCACCGUCCCGGCGGUGUACGAGUGUGAUCGAUACCCGUGCAUUAAAGAUGUCGAGUGUUACACGUCCAGGCCCACAGAGAAGACUGUGUUUCUGGUCUUCAUGUUCGCAGUCAGUGGGAUCUGUGUGGUCCUGAACCUGGCCGAGCUCAACCACUUGGGCUGGAGGAAGAUAAAGACUGCGGUGAGAGGCGUGCAGGCCCGCAGGAAGUCCAUCUACGAGAUCCGGAACAAAGACCUGCCCCGGAGGAGUAUGCCCAGCUUCGCUCGCACUCAGUCUGUUGACUCUGCUUACGACAAACACAACAAGACUGCAGGGUGGACACAAUGUGGCUGUAGGACAAACACAACAAGACUGCAGGGUGGACACAAUGUGGCUGUAGGACAAACACAACAAGACUGCAGGAAAGACACAAUGUGGCUGCAGGGUAGCAACAGAGAGCCCACAGGAUGGACAGGGCUGCAGGACGGACAUGACAGGGCUGCAGGACAAAGACAAUGAGGCUGCAGGACAGACAGGAUGAGCGUUUAUUAAUUGAAUGUAUAUUGAUUUACCGUAACCCGUUUUUUAUUUUUAUAACCUCUUUGUGAUCUCUCAGAGUCUUGAACCUGGUUUCUGUUUGUAUGUCUAAUCUUCACUGAGCCUACCUGUGGCCUACACUGCUAUUUGUUUUCAUACCUGUGUGCAGGUGUGUUUUACAUCGGUGUGCACAUUCACUGUUUAAACACUAGUUGGCAGUGUGGACCUUUAACCUGAUGAUGAAGAUGAUCGCUGCUCUUUCUCAGCUGAAGGUGUCACAUGGACGCACUAUUCACCUUUCCCGUUUCCAUGACAACAAGUGCCAAACAAGUUCUUAAAGGACAUGUUCAUAUUGUACUGUAUAUUACAUAUGUACAGUGUGAUCUGAUAUCCUCCAGGUUCAGUGAUGAGAAGCUGGUCUCUUGGAGUUCACAGCCGUGUACAAUCCUUACAAUGAUUGUUGUCCUGAUAAUAAAUGAUUGUCUUUCAUA
Molecule: messenger RNA, 2361 nt
Organism: Labrus mixtus (cuckoo wrasse)
Lineage: Eukaryota; Metazoa; Chordata; Actinopteri; Labriformes; Labridae
Gene: gjd2b
Product: gap junction protein delta 2b
Exons: 3
Coding region: 740-1852 (370 amino acids)
Biological process (GO): cell communication
Cellular component (GO): connexin complex
Source: RefSeq, a predicted model, not a curated record